GCGGAACCCGCGCGGGGCCGCGGCCGCUCCUGGGCCGUCCGGGCGCGCUGCGCGUGGUAUCGUAGCGUGCACCUUCCACAGUGUGCCUGGCCGCCGAUGCCCAGGCUGCACGACCACGUCUGGAACUAUCCAAGCGCGGGCACUGCGAGGCCGUACAGCCUCCCGCGAGGCAUGAUUGCGGCGGCCCGCUGUCCGCAGGGCCCCGGAGCCCCCGAGCCCGACCACGCGCCCCGGAGCCAGCGAGCGGGAACCGCAGGAUGCAGCGCACGGCCUGGCAGCUGGCACCACGACUUGGUGCAGCGGAGCCUAGUGCUCUUCUCAUUUGGCGUGGUCCUGGCCCUGGUGCUCAACCUGCUGCAGAUCCAGCGGAAUGUCACGCUCUUCCCCGACGAGGUGAUAGCCACAAUCUUCUCCUCAGCCUGGUGGGUGCCCCCGUGCUGUGGCACGGCAGCCGCUGUUGUCGGCUUACUGUAUCCCUGCAUUGACAGUCACCUGGGCGAGCCUCACAAAUUCAAGAGAGAGUGGGCCAGCGUCAUGCGCUGUAUCGCGGUGUUCGUUGGCAUCAACCACGCCAGUGCCAAAUUAGAUUUUGCCAAUAAUGUCCAGCUGUCCCUGACUUUGGCAGCCCUGUCUCUGGGCUUGUGGUGGACGUUUGAUCGUUCCCGAAGCGGCCUUGGGCUUGGAAUCACCAUCGCCUUCCUAGCUACGCUGAUCACUCAGUUUCUUGUGUAUAAUGGUGUCUACCAGUACACGUCCCCCGAUUUCCUCUAUAUCCGUUCUUGGCUCCCAUGUAUAUUUUUCUCAGGAGGUGUCACAGUGGGAAACAUUGGACGACAGUUAGCUAUGGGUGUUCCGGAAAAGCCUCACAGUGACUGAGCUUCAGCACGUGGUUCAGAGUGGAAGCAGGAUGCGGAGACACUGGUCCUGGGUGUGAUGAAGAUGAUCUUUUUCUCAAUGCUCCAUUUAGACUGGGCUGACGCUAAAUGACUCCUAAAGAUGUGUUCACUUAGUCUAGACUAGCAAAUGGAGGCAAGGACUACUUACCUACAAGUCUUCCCUUGCUCCCCCACCCGCACCUGUCUGCCCUGGAGCGUUCCGUCCCAGGCUGUGUGAGAGUCGGUCAGGAGCCAGUUUCCCAAGUAUUAGUUCACUCAUCAUUCAAAGCAAAUUGCCAUAUUUCAAAGCCUUGAAUCAAAAUGAAUUACCAACUAGUUUUGUGUCAGUGCCCAAAGGAGAGAGGUUGAUGGUGCUUAACAGAGAUGAAGUGUGUGUAGUAAGAAUAUUUAUCCAGAAUUAAAAUAGAGGGUUGUGUAAAGAGGGGGUAAGAACAGGCAGCAGUGAGUUGGAGGAAGAGCAUGCUCCCAGUCGGACCCAGUGCAGCUGCAUCUCCAGGUCACACGCGCGCAGGCUGGCGCGCACACAUGGGUGUCAUCGGUGUGGUUUUUACUGUGCGUUUUACUGCCAGGAGGUUUGUAGACAAUCUUACUGAAAGCCGAGGGCAGCACAGAGUUAGGAUUCUGCAUUGUGAUGCUGGACUUCUCACCUCAGUGUAAGUGAAGUUUUAUCCAAGAUCUGGACAUCUCAGAGUGAGUAGCUGUUUGCUGUUUCAGUCAUAAUGAGCCGAAAUUGUGUCUCUGUCACUCCAGAGUGGAGAGGACUUUUCCACAGCCCUAUGGAGCUUGCAAUCUGUGAUUGCCCUGUAACAGGCUGAGUAUGCACGCCACUGCAUUAAAUACGCAGUGUCCUAUGUGCAUUGGACAGCAUAGAACAUGUGGGACCUAACUUGCAAGGAUUGGGUCUUCAACUUCAAGUGCAAUGUGUAUGAAAACCAAUCUGAGCCUUGUAUUCUCUUAAAUAUUUAUUUUUUAAUUUUUUUUUACUGCUCGAGCUAUUCCAGAAAAGGGUUCUCGGGUCAUUUCAGAGCUGUGUGGAGGCACGCUCAGCAAUACUGUGUCAGCCGUGACGAUCCCCUGGUCACACCCCCCACUCGCCCUAGUCCUCUGACAUACUCCAGGUUUGUGAGCUCAGUGAUUUUUACUUAUAAAUUGACCCUUUUUGUAUUCCAGAAUGUGUUUGUUUUAAAUUAUAUGGAACUGACUUGCUGAAGAAGUAGCUGGUCUCUGGGCAGGGCAGAAGCUCUGUGCCUGUGGACAUCUGGGCUUGGGUUCACUUUCGCAGGGCUCCUCAUAGGGAAUGUCUAGAGUAAACCUUUGUUUUCUGAAACUACUUUGGCUAAAAGAAAAUGGGUUGUUCUAGACUUUGGAAUGGUCCUUAAAGUUUCCUGGAAAUAAAAACAAAUGAUUGGUACUUUGAAGACAUUCUUCAGCUAAGACUUAAGUGUCUUGCACAAGCCAGAAGUGACUAGAAGAAAAACAAGUGAUCUUGGCAAUGCACUUGAUUGUAUACAAUUAGUAUUUUUUUUCUCUUAAACCGGAAAUAAAUCUGUUAGAAAUAAUGUAGCCAAAAGAAAAUGAAUCUGAAGGAUGCUUUUGCCAAUAGUUAUAGCAGUUACACCAAACCAAAGUGACUGGGUUUGUACAAAUGGUAAUUAGUACCAAGCACACUCACUGUCCUGAUCUGAACACCCAGCGAGGUUCACGUCCAUGCUAAGUUUGCAGCAUUGUGUUCUUUUGCAUUCUUUUUUUACUUUUAUUAAAGGUUCAAAACCA
Molecule: messenger RNA, 2669 nt
Organism: Apodemus sylvaticus (European woodmouse)
Lineage: Eukaryota; Metazoa; Chordata; Mammalia; Rodentia; Muridae
Gene: Insig1
Product: insulin induced gene 1
Exons: 5
Coding region: 97-876 (259 amino acids)
Biological process (GO): SREBP signaling pathway; cellular response to insulin stimulus; cholesterol biosynthetic process
Cellular component (GO): endoplasmic reticulum; SREBP-SCAP-Insig complex
Source: RefSeq, a predicted model, not a curated record